Molecule: messenger RNA, 921 nt
Organism: Trichomonas vaginalis G3
Lineage: Eukaryota; Parabasalia; Trichomonadida; Trichomonadidae
Product: DUF4200 domain family
Exons: 1
Coding region: 1-921 (306 amino acids)
Source: RefSeq, a predicted model, not a curated record
AUGCGACAUUCUCUUAAUUUAACUGAACUUCGGAGAAAAGAGGCUUCAAGACUUUCAGAAGUUCCGAAAUUUGCAAGACAAAGAUCUACGCCUGAAUUACAAGCUAAAAAACACGAAUUAGAUCAUUGUAGAGAGAGUUUAGACGCAGCUAAGGUGAAUUACGAGAAUUGGAAAGUAGAGUUUACAAAAAAGGUUGAUAACUUAAAUGAGAAAAAGCAAAAAUUUCAGGAACAAGAAGCAAAUCUUAAAAAUUUUCUUAAAGUUUACCAGCAUGAACUAGAAAAAGCUGAACAAAGAAAAGUAGAAGAGGAGGCUAAGUACAAAAAUAUUUGCAAACAGCUCGAAGACAUUAAAAAUGAAAUAAAAUUACAAAUUGAAGAAAGAAAUCAAUUAAGGGAAGAAGCAGAUAAAUUACAGAAGUACACAGACAUUAUGCAAGAAGCUGUUGUUGUCAGUCAGCAUUUUAACACUGUAGAUGACUUGAUAAAUCAGUUUCAUCGUAUUAUUGAUACAAGACAAGACUGUCUUCAAAAAUUCCAAUCAUUACUAUCUUAUGCAAAUAAGCAACAACAAGAACACGCAAUUGAACAACAACUAGAAGAUACUUACGUGAUGGAUGCAAAUAACAAGUAUUACAAAGCAUUGGACAGAUUAGAUAAAGCAUUACAAAGAAGACGCAAUAGAAAGGAAUUCAUUUUUAAGAAACAACAAACAAAUUUAGAUACCGAGAUGGAAGUUGCGAAGAUUAAAUCUGCUUUAUCAUCAAUUUACUCCCUAAUAAUGAAUGAUCUCGGAUUAGAUGUUGCAGAACACCCUGCAACGCCCGAACAAAUGAUUCAGACAAUCAAAAGCCAAAUUCUUGAUUUAAACGAAAUAAUAAGAUCAUGCAAUGCUCCUUCAUCAAGAAGAAUGGCUCCAUGA